Molecule: messenger RNA, 783 nt
Organism: Heteronotia binoei (common prickly gecko)
Lineage: Eukaryota; Metazoa; Chordata; Lepidosauria; Squamata; Gekkonidae
Gene: TOMT
Product: transmembrane O-methyltransferase
Exons: 3
Coding region: 1-783 (260 amino acids)
Biological process (GO): developmental process; catecholamine catabolic process; dopamine metabolic process
Molecular function (GO): catechol O-methyltransferase activity
Source: RefSeq, a predicted model, not a curated record
AUGGUCUCCCCAGCCAUUGCAUUGGCGUUUAUCCCUUUCGUCUUCACCCUUGUCCUCCGCUACCGCCACUACUUCCUCCUCUUCUACCGGGCAGUGCUGGUUCGACGGCUGCAGGACUACCUGACCGGCAUCCCCAAGGAAGAGAGGGCCUUCCAGUACGUCCUGACCCACACCAUCCCCGGCGACCCCCAGCAUAUCUUGGAGACCUUUGACCAGUGGAGCUACCACUGCGAGUAUCUCAGUAAUUUGGGACCCCAGAAAGCUAAGAUCCUGGAGCGGCUGAUCUACGAGAAGGCCCCCCUCUCGGUGCUGGAGCUGGGUACCUACUGUGGCUAUGCCACCAUCCUCAUUGCUCAGUCUCUCCCGCUGGGUGCUCGCCUCUACACGGUGGAGAUGGACGCCAGCAAGGCAACGGUGGCCGAGAAGGUGAUCCGCCUCGCCGGCUUCGAUGAUGACACCGUGGAGCUCAUUGUGGGGCCCUCGGAAGAAGUCAUCCCCCAGCUGAAAGAGAAGCACGGGCUCCUCCAAGCAGACUUUGUCUUCAUGGACCACUGGAAGCGCUGCUAUCUGCGGGAUCUGCAGCUGCUGGAGGCCCACGACCUGCUGCCCGAGGGGGCCACGAUCCUGGCCGACAACGUCAUCUUCCCGGGGGCUCCUCGCUUUCUGCAGUACGUCAAGGCCUGCGGCAAGUACCAGUGGAAGCUCCACCGGACCAGCCUGCAGUACUUCCGGGCCAUUCGCGACGGCAUGGCCCAGCUCACCUACACUGGCCUCAAACGAUGA